AAUGCAUAAAUAUACGACUCCCGAUACCAACCAAAUUCCCCUACCACCAAGCCGCUUUAUAAGGUUUUUCUACUCCACAACUUCCUCUACAAUUAUCACUUCUGAUGAGUAAACCAUAAUUGGCCCUAGAGAUUCCCAAAAAAUUCAUAAAAGAAUCAGAAAAUCUUCCAUUCACAUCCUUUUACAUUUUUGCAGUCAACAGAGACUCCAUACCUUUGCAACAAAAGGAAGCUUAUUUUUUAUUGUCACUUGAUAAGUAUUUGGUGUUGGAAUUUGAUCAACAAAGAAGCAGCCAUGACUACUGCUAUUUCAAGCAGAAGUCCAAAUCCCACUAGGCUUGAGGGGAAAUUUAUGGGUAUGCUUGUUUGUUGGAUUCUGGGACUUGGUUCACUUGUUGCUUGGAAUAGUCUGCUGAGCAUUGGUGAUUACUACUAUGCACUGUAUCCAAAUUAUCAUCCUUCAAGGGUUCUCACCCUAGUCUAUCAGCCGUUUGCACUUGGAACAAUGGCACUUCUUGCAUAUAAUGAGGCAAAAGUUGAUACAAGAAUGCGCAACUUAGCUGGAUAUACUCUUUUCACCUUAAGCACAUUUUCACUCAUAGUGCUGGAUUUGGCGACGUCUGGUAAAGGUGGACUUGGAAAUUACAUUGCUGUAUGUGCUAUAGUAGGUACAUUUGGAGUUGCAGAUGCUCAUGUUCAAGGUGGAAUGGUUGGAGAUUUAUCUUUCAUGUGCCCUGAGUUCAUCCAAUCAUUUUUAGCUGGUCUUGCUGCAUCUGGAGCUCUCACCUCUUGUUUAAGGCUACUGACCAAAGCAGCUUUUGAAAACAGUAGCAACGGUCUACGAAAAGGAGUUAUGUUGUUUCUUGCCAUCUCCACAUUCUUUGAAUUUCUAUGCAUCCUUCUAUAUGCAUUCAUCUUCCCUAAGCUACCAAUUGUGAAGCACUAUCGCACAAAGGCAGCUGGAGAAGGAUCAACAACUGUUGCAGCAGACUUAGCUGCUGCAGGCAUCCAAACUCAACCAAUCGAAAAGGCCGGUGAUGAUGCUAAGCAAUUACAACGUCUGAGUACCAAACAAUUAUUUUUCCAGAACAUUGAUUAUGCAUUGGACUUAUACUUGAUAUAUGUCCUCACUUUAUCAAUUUUCCCCGGAUUCUUAUAUGAGAAUACUGGUACCCACAAAUUGGGCUCAUGGUAUGCUCUAGUUUUGAUAGCAAUGUACAAUGUUUGGGAUUUGAUAGCAAGAUACAUUCCAUUGAUCGAGAAAAUCAAGCUUAAAUCACGAAAGGGCCUGAUGAUCGCGACACUCUCUCGUUUCUUGCUUAUCCCUUGUUUCUACUUCACAGCAAAAUAUGGCGAUCAAGGCUGGAUGAUAUUUCUCGUAUCCUUCUUGGGACUCACAAAUGGUUAUCUCACUGUUUGUGUCAUGACAGUUGCUCCUCAAGGAUACAAGGGGCCUGAGCAAAAUGCAUUGGGCAACAUACUAGUGCUAUUUCUACUAUGUGGAAUAUUUUCUGGUGUUUCUUUAGAUUGGUUGUGGAUUAUUGGUAACGGGAAAUUUUGAGGACUCAAGAUGGUAUGGUUUGACAGAACAAUAGCUAACAUUGUUAUUUAGUGGAAAUGAUCGUAUACUUCUGGCUUUGAAAUCUGCAUUUCUUUCCUUUCUUCAUAUCAGGUUUCAGCUUUUAGGAACAAUUAGUGGAGUAUAGGGAAUGAUGAAAUUAUUUCCCAUAUGUGAUGACUAAACUACUUUGUGGAGAUUACCUGAGCCUCUGCAUUGCAAAAUAAUUGGACUUCUAAGAACCAACCAGUUGCAUGUAUAGUCAACUAAUUUUUGUUCAGUUAUUUUCAUUGUUUUACAAUUGAAAUUUUUUACAUAGACGAGCUACCAUUGAAGCCCGCAGUAGGAUGUAUAUUCCGGACGUUUUGUCGUGUAUGCUACUAGAAAAAAUAUUAUCUGACCAAUGAUUUUUUCAAUAUUUAGAUUUUCAUUUUUUUUUUCUUUUCGAUCCCUUCUUUCAUAACUAGAACCCGGACAAGGAAGAGAUAAGAUGGCACUAUAGAAAAUAUGUUCAGAAAUUCAUAAUAGAGUCCAUAAU
This is a messenger RNA of Nicotiana tabacum (common tobacco), 2095 nucleotides long. Its product is annotated as equilibrative nucleotide transporter 3-like. Gene Ontology annotation, biological process: nucleoside transmembrane transport. NCBI's taxonomy places the organism in Eukaryota, Viridiplantae, Streptophyta, Magnoliopsida, Solanales, Solanaceae. Gene Ontology annotation, cellular component: plasma membrane. Gene Ontology annotation, molecular function: nucleoside transmembrane transporter activity. The record is from RefSeq and is a predicted model, not a curated record.